Molecule: messenger RNA, 3057 nt
Organism: Doryrhamphus excisus (bluestripe pipefish)
Lineage: Eukaryota; Metazoa; Chordata; Actinopteri; Syngnathiformes; Syngnathidae
Source: RefSeq, a predicted model, not a curated record
GGAAAGACGAGGCCUAUCGCGUCACUAUUGGUACAGACGCUAACCAAAACAACAAUGUUGAAAGAGUUGGUGAAGGAGCGACUGUUGGCGGCAGCCGACGAAAUAUUCGGGCUGUUUGAAAGAACGAUGGCGUCCUACGAAGAGGAACUUUCUCGAACGAAGGAGCAGAACGAGCAGCAACGACAACAACUGGAAGCUGUUAGCAAGACUCGCAUUGUGCUACACAUUGAAGAUAUCCCAAAGCUGUCCAGUCGUCAAGAAGAACGUCGGAGCUUCACAUUGAAGGAGGAGGAGCAUCCCCAGCCCCCCCGCGUCAAAGAGGAAGAGGAGGAACCCGGGGUCGCUCAAACGGGAGGGUGUCUUCUCAGGCCAGAGGGGGCUGAUCUGACCAAGUUGCAACCGACUGGUGUCUCCGUGAAAACUGAAGAGUGUGAAGACAAACCACCUGAGUCCUCACGACUUCCUCACCGUCCAAGUCCUGGCAGCAGGUCACCACGACGCAACACAGCUGAUGGAGACCGCCGUGAAGGAUCAGACAGCGACGAUGCGAGGUCCCUUGCGCCUGAGGAUAAACACGCAGGCGACGCCCAAGAACCUUUGAGCGGCGAUACACACUGUGAAGGUGACACAAGGACUCACACUGACAACAAACACUCGGAACGCUCUCCAAAGACGACAGAUUUUGCGCUACACUUGAGGACACACACCGGCAGAAAAGAGAAACCCUUUACUUGUUCAAUCUGUGGUCAAAUAUUCUCCCACAAGUCAAACAUGUUCAGACACAUCAAAGCGCACAAUGAAGCCAAACCUUCCAGUUGUUCCCUUUGCAGUAAAAUGUUCUCCACCAAGUCCAAUAUGCUCAAGCACAAGAAAAGACACACAGGAGAAAAACCAUAUUCCUGCUCACUUUGUGCGAAAACCUUUACUCAGCGCAACUAUUUGAUGGACCACAUACGGAUACACACGGGAGAGAAACCUUUUAGUUGUUCAGUCUGCGGUAGAAGAUUCUCUCAAAAGUCCAGCAUGAUGUCGCACAUGAGAACGCACACUGGAGAGAAACCUUUUUGUUGUUCGGUCUGCGGCAAAAGAUUCUGUCAAAAGUCCAGCAUGACGACGCACAUGAGAACGCACACAGGAGAAAAACCAUACUGUUGUUCAUUUUGCACUAAAACCUUCACGCGCCAUGACAAUUUGACGACUCACAUGCGGACGCACUCCCCCCCCCCCGGAGAGUCCCCGGACUUUGUUUCCUCGGUGGAAGACCUCCUCCACGGUCGUGGUUCAGGAGAGGAGGAAGAAACAAAUUUAAGUCGAAGAAGAAAAGGCGGAAGUUCGACGUCGAGCAAGAAAACGAGAACGGGAAGGACAAUGAGCAAAUACCUACGCUCGCCAUUACGCUAUUCGCCCCAAAACAACAUUGAAAUGUGGAAAGCGUUGAUCAGGGAGGCGCUAAUGGCGGCGGCUGAUGAAAUAUCGGCGCUGUUGGAAACAACGAUCGCGGCGUACGAGGAGGAACUUUCUCGAACGAGAGAGACAAAAGAGCGACUACGACGACAAGACUCGAAGACUCGCACCGAAGACACGCAGCAGCUGUUUGGCCUUCAAGAUGUACUUCCCCCUCGGCCACAAGGGGAAGAGUGCCCCGCUUUGCAGCAGGAGGAACCCCGGCCUCACCAUGUGAAAGUGGAAGAGGAUCCCCAUCCCCAUGCCGUUAAACAGGAAGAGGAGCAACUCUGCAUCACUCAGGGGGGAGAGUGUCUUCCAGGGCUGGAGGGGGCCGAUGUCGGCAAGUUGCCACUGACUGUCGUCUCUGUGAAGACUGAAGACCAUGAAGACCAACCACCAGAGUCCUCCCAGCUUCAUCACUGUCCGACUGGGGAGAUGGGAGGGGCGGAGUCUCGGAGCAGCAGCUCACCACAACACACGACAACAGAAGCUGGCGGAGACCCCCAUGGAGGAUCGCAAGCCGAGAACCUCAUAGCUCCGCUGUCAGAUAGCGACGAGGCGACGUCAUUCUCCUGCGGGCCUGAAGGCGGGGACAACCGGGCUCACCUCGACUGCCCAGCUUGUGCGAAAAGCUUUAGCGAUAAACGAGAUUUGACUCGUCACAUGAGAACACACACAAAACCUUUUACCUGUUCGGUUUGUGGCAAAAGAUUCUCUGACAAGUCAAAUAUGGUAAAACACACGCAGGCACACACUGGAGAGAAACCUUUUAGUUGUUCCGCUUGUGGCGAAAGAUUCUUCCAGAAGUCCAACAUGUUGAAACACAGGAGAAAGCACACCGGAGAAAAACCGUUCAGUUGUUCCGUUUGUGGCGAAAGAUUCACUGAAAAGUCAAGUAUUGUAAAUCACAUGCGAACACACACUGGAGAGAAACCUUUCUGCUGCUCGGUUUGCGGUAAAGGCUUCUCCCAAAAGUCAAACAUGACCAAACACGUGGCAACACACAAAGCUUACUCCUGUCCAAUUUGUGCAAAAUCGUUUACUCAGCCGGCCAAGUUGACAGCUCACACGCGCAUGCACAAUGGGGAAAAGCCUUUUCGCUGCUCCGUCUGUGGUCAAGGUUUCUCUCGAAAUUUACAUGUGGUAUCUCACAUGCGGACGCACACUGGAGAAAAACCUUUCUGUUGCUCAAUUUGUGGCAAAGCGUUCAGCACCAAGGUGUCUCUGCGCGGACACCAAAGAACACACACUGGAGAAAAACCUUUCAGUUGUUCCGUUUGUGGUAAAAGCUUCUCUGAGAGGGCAAACGUGGCAUCACACAUGAGGACGCACACGGGGGAAAAACCAUACUCCUGUUCACUCUGCCCUAAAGCGUUCCGUCGGCAGAGCAAUCUGACCGUACACAUGCGGACACACAGGUCAACAGGUCAAGCGAUGUUGUCCCAUCCAGUUUGUGCUGAAAGGCGUCAAAUGGUACUUGAACCGUACAGGUGUCAUGGUCCCCGGAAAGUAUGAUACCAGAUUCCCGCAUGACUUCCAAAUCCGCGUGCCUCCAGUAAAAGUCAAUAAUUCACAGCACAACUGAAGCAGUUACCCUAGUGGAGCAUAGAA